Messenger RNA from Leguminivora glycinivorella, 822 nucleotides. RefSeq lists its product as uncharacterized. Bases 98 to 538 code for a protein of 146 amino acids. The transcript has 4 exons. The record is from RefSeq and is a predicted model, not a curated record. NCBI's taxonomy places the organism in Eukaryota, Metazoa, Arthropoda, Insecta, Lepidoptera, Tortricidae.
UAAACUGAGUUAUAUCUAAGUAGGUAUAUAAAAGUGAGGCAGCGGAGCGCCCGGCAGUUCCUCCACAGAAUCUGUCCGAGCCCGACGUAACUCCACUAUGCAGCGAAUAACCUUGUUUUUACUCUCGGCGAUGGUGGCUGUCGCUCUUGCAGGGGGCCAGUACUACGUGCCCCGCGCGUACUACACGAUCGACUCUACAGGGCACGCUUCGAUACCCGUGCCCCUACAACGCCUGCGUCGGUCUUUCUACCCCUACCCCGGACCUGGAUCUGAUGCCAACGCCAACGCUAAUGCUAACGCAUGGGGAGGUGGCAACGCUAACGCCAACGCGAACGCUAACGCCGGUGGUCGCGCCUUCCCCGGCGGCAGUUGGGGCGUCCCCGGAGCGUACGGUGCAGGGAAACCGAUGGGGCCCGGGAUGAGCCGUCGCAUGUUCGGCCCAGUGAUCGGCGCUCACUCGGUCUCGGCCAGCUCCUCGGUGGAUGUCGACGGGUACGGCAACGGCUCCUACGACGUGUCCUCUUCAGUUGAUAAUUAAACCAAAUCCAUACCACGAACCGAGAAUUAUGGUUGAGCUCUUAAAAGGAUUGUGAUAGUGUAACAAAAAUAGUAGGGGUCAGUCUAAGGGCAUAAUUCGUAUCGUGUUCUGUUUAACUAGGACAAUCCCCAAUAUUUUUGUUGCAGUGUUCUUCAGAGUGACGCCAAAUUAUACGGCAAAAGUGCCUGCAUCGCAUCAAAUCCGACUGUAUUUAUUCAAUCCUAAUAGGGCUGCAGUGCAGCUUCUGUUCCUUAAGUUUAUCAGGCCAUAAUAUUGUGGAUGAU